This is a messenger RNA of Musa acuminata AAA Group (dessert banana), 1434 nucleotides long. RefSeq names its product transcription factor bHLH35-like. Gene Ontology annotation, cellular component: nucleus. Gene Ontology annotation, biological process: regulation of DNA-templated transcription. The transcript is spliced from 6 exons. Gene Ontology annotation, molecular function: sequence-specific DNA binding; DNA-binding transcription factor activity; protein dimerization activity. The coding region runs from base 427 to 1134 and encodes 235 amino acids. The record is from RefSeq and is a predicted model, not a curated record. NCBI's taxonomy places the organism in Eukaryota, Viridiplantae, Streptophyta, Magnoliopsida, Zingiberales, Musaceae.
UCUCCCUCCCCCCAACUAGCUAACAGCGGCGGCGGCGGCGGCGGCAGAUACCACUGCUACGAUCAAUGGAGGACAUGGAGGCGGAGUACAGCCUCUACUGGGAAACCAAGAGGUUCAUCGACUCGGAGGAGCUGGAGAGGUUCUUCGCUGACCAACUUUCGACUCCCUUUCUGCUCCCGGCUUGCCAAUCCCUUCCCUUCCUGAUCAAGCAAGCCGCCGGGCCUUGAUCUCCUCUUCUUUCCUGCGUUUAGUUUCACUCUCUUGAUCGAGAUAGAGAGAGGAUUCAUCCCAACAUAUCAGAAUCCAGCGAGAGAAUCCAUCAUCUUUAUUAUAAGUAGCAGGCAGCAUAAGAGCCUUAUGGCUUGUGUUGCUGCUUCUCUUGUUCCUUCUUCCAGAUGAAUUUGACUGACUCGAACAGUUGCCCGCAUGAAUGGUGGCUACUAUGAUUCGAGUUCCCCCGAAGGCACCACGUCCUCCACCACCGCCAAGAACAUUGCGUUGGAGAGGAAUCGGCGGAAGAAGCUGAACGAAAAGCUUUACGCGCUCCGAAGUGUCGUCCCCAACAUCACCAAGAUGGAUAAGGCGUCGAUCAUAAAAGACGCCAUCGAUUACAUCAAGCAGCUUCAAGAACAAGAGAAGGUGAUGCUGGCGGAGAUCUCUGAGCUCGAGUCGCUCAAAGAGGAGAAGGUGUCGUCGAUCGGUGACCUCGAGUUUGAUGAUCUAUACUUCAUGCAGAGGAAGAAGAAGCGAACCGCGCAGGGCUCCUCGUCUGCGGGUUCCCCAAGCUCGCCGCCCAUCGAAGUACAGGAACUCAGAGUGAGUGAAAUGGGCGAGAAGACCAUGGUCGUGAGCAUCACCUGCAACAAGAAGAGGGACACCAUGAUCAAGGUGUGCGAGGUUUUCGAGUCGCUCAACCUCAAAGUCCUCACAGCCAACAUCACCAAUGUUUCUGGCAGCCUGCUGCACACUCUGUUCAUCGAGGAUCUUUCUUCUGCCACACAGCAGGAACAAGUGCUAGGUCAUUUUUACCAAAAGGAAGACUUAGCUUCUACACAAACACCUUUCACAUGGUUGAAAAGGAUUUGUUUGUCACAAGUCCAACAAAUGGAUGCUUUCUUUUUCAUUUGUGACUGAUGAAAUGGGCAGUGCUCAAGUGAAGGAAAAGAUUGAGGCAGCAAUUGCAGAUCUCGAUAGCCCAAGGAGCCCUAUAAGUUCUCUCAGUUUUUAACUCUCUUGUUUGUUCUCUACCAUGCAGCAAUCCACAGGGAUAAGUACUUUUUCUAGUUAAUAAUCAUAGCAGUCUCCUCUUUUUUCCAGCCUUCCCAUCCUUGGACUAGAUUGUAGUUGCUGUUGUGUGCCAAUCACUUUUUUGACAUGGAUGUAUGACAUCAACUUUGAUGCUGAAUCAAAGAUCUGCACUGCACUUAUCUGUCA